AUGGCAUCUGCGACAUCAUUUGGCAACUCAAACUCUGGGUUGCAAGCCGCUGUCAUCAAUGGAAAUGUUACUGCGCAGUUUCACAACAAAGCGUUUCAACAAUGGCAAGACAAUCCGAGCAGUCGUCUCCUCUGGAUCAGAGGUGACCCAGGCAAAGGAAAGACAAUGCUCCUCUGCGGUAUAAUCGAUGAGCUAGCACAGUCACUUGGGGACACAGCAAACAUUAUCUUUUUUUUUGCCAAGCUACAGACAGACUCGAACUUACAGAGCACGUAUCUGAUCAUCGACGCGCUCGACGAAUGCACAACAGGACUACCCUCACUUCUCGGCUUGAUUACUCAAACAUCUUCUGCUUACCCGCAGACAAAGUGGAUUGUUUCGAGUCGCAACUGGCCUGAUAUCGAGGAGUUUCUCAACACUACGCAGACCACUCUGAUCCCCUUGGAACGAAAUGAAGCCUAUGUAUCGGAAGCCGUGAACAAGUUCAUUCUUCACAAGAUCAGCCAUUUGACCAUGACAAAGAACUACAAAGUUGAAACUCGUGACACUAUCUGCUGUCGCUUGUUGUCAAAAUCGCAAGGUACUUUCCUUUGGGUAGCCUUGGUCUGUCAAGAGCUUGCGCGAACAUCGCCAUGGAAUGCACUCAAGAAGCUGGAAGCUUUCCCUGCUGGGCUUGAUGCUCUCUAUCGUCGGAUGGUUAAUCAGAUUUACCAUUCGGAAGAUGCCGAGCUCUGCAAACGAAUACUGGGCCUCAUGUCAAUAGCGUAUCAGCCUGUCGCACUGGAUGAACUGUUUUCUUUGAUUGAUAUUCCUGAAUAUGAAGCCCUAAAAGGUAUAGUGGCCACCUGUGGUUCAUUUUUGACAUUACGCGAGACCAGCAUCGUUUUCGUCCAUCAGUCUGCAAUAGAGUUCCUACUGAAGGAGACACGACACGAAAUUUUUCCUAAAGGCAAGGAAGCUGGACACUACGAAAUUUUCUCGCGCUCUCUACAAGCUAUGCACAAGACGCUUCAGCGGGAUAUCCUCAAUAUCAAAUUUCCUGGAAUUGCGAUCAAAGAAGUCACACAGCCCAGUCCAAAUCCAUUAGCGGCUGUGAAAUACGCCUGUGUCCAUUGGGUUGAUCAUCUUCAGAAUGGUUGGUCUGAUAAAGUUAAUGAUGUUAGUCUUGACGAUGGUGGAUGCGUGGAUAUCUUCAUGAAAAAUGAAUAUCUUCACUGGCUCGAAGCCCUUAGCAUUCUGGGAAGUCUAUCACAGGGUAUAGCAGCGAUUCUAAAGCUGGAAGACUUACUUCAGACUCUCGAGGGACAUACAGGUCCGGUCCUUUUGAUAUCAUGGUCACAUGAUGGAAGCCGACUCGCGUCCGCGUCUCAGGAUAAAACUGUCAAGAUCUGGGAUCCAGCCACAGGCCAGUGCACGUCAGUCUUCGAGGGGCAUAGUGGCUCAAUCCUUUCAAUCUCAUGGUCACACGAUGGAAGCCGAAUCGCAUCAGCGUCCCAGGAUAAGACUGUACGAAUUUGGGAUCCGGCCACAGGCCAGUGCACGUCAGUUUUCGAGGGACAUAGUGGCUCAAUUCCCUCAAUUUCUUGGUCAAAAGAUGGAAGCCGACUCGCCUCAGCGUCAUUUGAUCAGACGGUUAGAAUCUGGGAUCGGGUCACCUGUAAAUGCAUUCUAGUCCUUGAAGGCCAUAAGGGUGGGGUCUGGUCGGUCGCCUGGUCACACGAUGGAAGCCGACUCAUAUCAGCGUCCCAGGAUAAGACAAUUAGGAUCUGGGCUACGACUAGUAACCAAUGUUUGUCGAUUCUCAAAGGUCAUAGUCUUUCGGUGUCUUCGAUAGCGUGGUCACAAGAUGGAAGCCUAAUCGCAUCAGCGUCCCAGGAUAAGACUGUCAGGAUCUGGGAUCCGGCUACUGGCCAGUGCUUAUCAACCUUCGCUGGCCAUUGUGACUCGAUCAACUGGAUUGCCUGGUCACCAGAUAGACGCAGACUCGCAUCAGCGUCAGUUGACAAAACUGUCAGGAUCUGGGAUACGGUGACCAGUCAAUGCGCCUUGAUCCUUGAGGGGCAUAGUGACUCGGUUAAUACAAUUGUCUGGGCAAACGAUGGAAGACGAUUGGCAUCUGCGUCCUGGGAUAAGACUGUCAGGAUCUGGGAUCAUGUGACUGGCAAAUGUAUAUCAACACUCAAAGGCCAUGGCGACUGGGUUAACUCGAUCGCGUGGUCUCAAGAUGGAAGCCGCCUUGCGUCGGCGUCCUUUGAUGGGACCAUCAGGAUCUGGGAUCCUGUCACCAGAGAGGACUCAGACCUCGAGGGGCAUAGAAAACCGGUCCAUAUGGUUGUCUGGGCGAAUGAUGGAAGCCGACUCGCAGCGGCAUCUUGGGAUACGACUGUUAGGAUCUGGGAUCCAGCUACCGGUAAGUGCGCAUCAGCCCUCGAAGGACAUAGUGGCUCGGUCCUCUCAAUAGCGUGGUCGAAAGAUGGAAGCCGGCUCGCAUCGGCUUCCUACGAUACGACCGUUAGGAUCUGGGAUCCGGCUAUCGGCAAGUGCGUGUCAAUUCUCCAAGGUCAUGGUCUGCCGGUGUCGUCAAUUGCGUGGUCGCAAGAUGAAAGCCGAGUUGCAUCGGCGUUGUAUGAUAACACCAUGAGGGUCUGGGAACCAGUCACUGGCCAAUGUAUUUCAACCCUCGAAGGACAUGACCUAUUGGUCAACAUGAUCGCCUGGACACAAGAUGGAAGCCGACUCGCAUCUGCAUCUCGGGAUAAGAGCGUCCGGAUCUGGGAUCCGGCCACUGGCCAGUGCACAUCAACUCUGGAGGGACAUAGUGACGCAGUCCUCUCAAUCGCCUGGUCGCAAGAUGGAAGCCGACUGGCAUCAGCGUCAUUUGAUAAGACCGUCAGGAUUUGGGAUCCGGCCACCGGCUUAUGCGCUUCAAUGCUUCAUGUCAACUCACCUCAUUUCCUUCAAUUUGAUGAAGUCAACCUAAGCCAACUGCACCUGGCCACUGAGUCAAUCUCCUAUGGCUACCUACUGAAUAUCGACCUGCCCACUACUCUGUAUUCGCUAUAUCUGCAACCACUUUGGCAAUCGGAUGUUCAUCAGGUCGAGUCAUAUUUCUCGCACUCUCCAAGCACGGCCCCUAUACAAUGCAUGACUAGCCAUAUCUUCAUCUGGGGCCUGCUUGCUUUCCUUCCGAAUCCCAAUCUCAGUCGCCACUAG
Penicillium waksmanii is the source of this 3213-nucleotide messenger RNA. RefSeq lists its product as uncharacterized. Gene Ontology annotation, molecular function: protein binding. The transcript is spliced from 5 exons. The record is from RefSeq and is a predicted model, not a curated record. The coding region runs from base 1 to 3213 and encodes 1070 amino acids. Lineage: Eukaryota; Fungi; Ascomycota; Eurotiomycetes; Eurotiales; Aspergillaceae.